AGCAACUACCACCCACUCGUUCUUUUAGCUCGUCGCACACACACCUAGAGGAUAUCUCCCACUCACGCUUCACUCUCCUUCUGGGACACGUCCACCGUCAAGCGUUCACACGGACUGUAGCAUCCUGUUCAACACCAACGUUCAAAUAAGCAUCAGACGAGAUGUUCCCCUUUAUCAGCAAGCUUCUCGACAACCUCAAUGACACUUGGUGCGACAGUAUCCUGGACAGCGGUGUCCUCCCGCAUGCUGUCCUUCGCGUGCUCAUCCGCAGGGAGCUGCGCCGUCGCCUCGAUGAGAUCACUCCUCCCUUUCCGGACAAGGUCAUCGCCACAGUGUCUGCCAAGGGCAAUCCCAGCCUGAAAGCCAAACUCGAAGAAAUGGCUUCGCCCAAGAUUGCUCUUCUCCCGGGCGUCCUUGCUCCCAUCUCGCGCUGGUCCGAGACUCUGGCGUACAAGAUGAACUUCUUCGAGACUGUUCGCCAUCAGCCCAUCGCUAUCGAGACGGACGCCGCAAACAGACAAAACUACGAGAUCGCCACAGGAAUCAUGGCGAACAUGCUUGGUCCCAGGAUCAAGUAUAGCUGCUCAUAUUACCCCACCGGCAAUGAGUCAUUGGGAGAGGCCGAGGAGAAGAUGCUUGAUCUCUACAUCGAGAGGCUGGGUUUGGAGGCUGGCAUGAGGUUCCUGGAUCUUGGAUGCGGUUGGGGAGCUGCCGUCUUGUACUUCGCCGAGAAGAUCCCAGGCAUGGAGGUCGUCGGCUUCUCCAAUUCGCGCACUCAGAAGGAGUACAUCGACGCUAGGGCAUACGAGUUGGGCCUGAUGAACCUUCGGAUCAUCACUGGAAAUUGUACCGACUAUGAAUUUGAACGCGACUAUUUCGACCGGGCGUUGUCCGUCGAGCUGUUCGAGCACAUGAAGAAUUACGAAGGUCUGAUGGCCAAGAUGUCGAGAGCCCUUCGUCCCGGUGGCCAGCUUCUCGUCCACCACUUCUGCCACCGUACGACGCCGUACCAUUACGAGGAUGGAUGGAUGGCACGCACCUUCUUCACUGGAGGAACCAUGCCCUCAUCAGAUCUCCUUCUGUACUUCCAGAAGGACCUGGUCAUCAAGAAGCACUGGUGGAUCAAUGGAUACCACUACUCGAAGUCUCUCGAGCAUUGGCUCGAGAACACCAUGGCCAGAAGGGAGAGGAUGAUGCCGCACCUGGUAAAGACAUACGGCGAGGAAAAGGCCGUCGUUUGGCAUAACCGUUGGCAGAUCUUCCACCUGGCCAGCUCGGAAAUGUUCAAGACGGACGGAGGCGACACGUGGGGGGUCACCCAUGCUUUGUUCGAAAAGCCAGAUAUGGAAAUGCAGGUGUUCGGCUUGCAAGCCGUUUGAAGCCAGAACUUGAGAGUGUGUAAAGGUCAACAUGGUCAGAAGUUCCCAUGAAUGAUUGGCGAAGGUUAGUUAGCAUGGCGUACAUAGAGAUCACACUUCAUAUCUUUCCCCUUUAUAUAGUUAUUUCAUUCAAGAUGCGCCUGACUGUUGUUCUGACGCGAUUUGCGGCCUGUCUUCAGACCU
This is a messenger RNA of Neurospora crassa OR74A, 1562 nucleotides long. RefSeq names its product SAM-dependent methyltransferase. The transcript has 5 exons. Lineage: Eukaryota; Fungi; Ascomycota; Sordariomycetes; Sordariales; Sordariaceae. The record is from RefSeq and is a predicted model, not a curated record. The coding region runs from base 162 to 1379 and encodes 405 amino acids.